AUGGCAACGCAUCAAGCACCGACGCCUGAACUGGCCGGUUUGACGCUCUCCACGCGGACCGUCCACGCGGAUGACUUCAUCUCCGUGCACAGGGCAGUGGCGCCCGCCAUGCACGUGAGCACCACGUUUCGAUACAGCGAUGACCCCGACGACUUGAAGCACUGCGCAGACGCGAGCCAGCUGGCCGACUGGAGCAAUACUGAUCCCAACGCACCCAACGACUCGCACGUCUACUCGCGGGACUCCAGCCCCAACACGACUCGCCUCGAGGCCGUGCUCACGAGCAUCCUGGGCGGCCCGUCGCUGACGUAUGCCUCGGGCUUGGCGGCCUUCCACGCCAUGCUGGUCCGGCUCAACCCGCGGCGCAUUGCCAUCGGCGAGGGCUACCACGGGUGCCACGGCGUCAUCGAGGUGGUGUCCCGGCUCACGGGCCUGCGCAAGCUGCCGCUGGACUGCGACCCGGCCGAGCUGGGCCCCGGCGACGUCGUCCACGUCGAGACGCCGCUCAACCCGACGGGCGAGGCGCGCAACCUCCGGCACUACGCCGACGUGGCGCGCAGGGCCGGCGCGUACCUGACGGUCGACGCCACGUUUGCUCCGCCGCCGCUGCAGGACCCCCUGGCGCUCGGGGCCGACGUGGUCAUGCACAGCGGCACAAAGUACAUCGGGGGCCACUCCGACAUGCUGUGCGGCGUGCUGACCGUGCGGCCGGGGCGGCGCGCGUGGGAGCGGGACCUCCGGCAGGAGCGCGUCGUCCUGGGCUCCGUGCUGGGCAGCAUGGAGGGCUGGCUGGGGCUCCGGUCCCUGCGGACGCUGGAGCUGCGCGUGACGCGGCAGAGCCGGACGGCCGAAGCGCUGGUCGCCUGGCUGCGCGGCGAGAUGGACGACCCGUCGUCGUCGUCGUCGUCGUCGUCGUCGUCGUCGUCGUCGGCGGCCGGCCGGCUCGUCCUCCGGCUUCACCACGCCAGCCUGCAGCCCGAGGCGGGCCAGGAGGGCAGCUGGCUGCGCGAGCAGAUGCCGGCGGGGUACGGGCCGGUGUUUGCCAUGGUCAUGAGGGACGCGGACGUGGCCAGGCGGCUGCCCAGCAGGCUGAGGCUGUUCCACCACGCCACGAGCCUGGGGGGGGUCGAGAGCCUGAUCGAGUGGAGGGCCAUGUCGGAUCCUCACGUGGACCAGAGGCUGCUGCGGGUGAGCGUCGGGGUGGAGGGCUUCGAGGACCUGAAGAGCGACAUGGAGCAGGCGCUGCGGGGGCUUUUGUGA
Molecule: messenger RNA, 1260 nt
Organism: Ustilaginoidea virens
Lineage: Eukaryota; Fungi; Ascomycota; Sordariomycetes; Hypocreales; Clavicipitaceae
Exons: 2
Coding region: 1-1260 (419 amino acids)
Biological process (GO): transsulfuration
Cellular component (GO): cytoplasm
Molecular function (GO): pyridoxal phosphate binding; carbon-sulfur lyase activity
Source: RefSeq, a predicted model, not a curated record